This is a messenger RNA of Solanum lycopersicum (tomato), 808 nucleotides long. Lineage: Eukaryota; Viridiplantae; Streptophyta; Magnoliopsida; Solanales; Solanaceae. The record is from RefSeq and is a predicted model, not a curated record.
UUGCCAAUUUUCUUUUGCAGAAGUUCACAAAUUUUUAGUUUUCUUUUCCAGAAGUAGUGCUUCUUCAGUUUUAGGGAAAACUGAAGCUAGGUUUUCUGAUUCACUGAAGAAGAACGUUGUUGGCCUGGUGAAGUCUAUAGGGUGUAAUCCUCCAUAAAUUGACACGGCUAAUGCUAAGGUUGUUGGUGUUGGAGCAAUACUACAACCUGUUUCUAGUGGUAAAUAGCCAACCAUGAUGAAAAAUAUGCAUAUUUCUAAUGAUAAUGAAACUACUGAUGUAAGUGCAAUCCCCGCUCCAGAAAAAAAAAUCAAGGGAAGAGGAAAGACAACAAGGAUUUCAACCCAAAAGAAACAUAAGGAAAAUGACAAUGGAAAGUUGAAGGUGAUCAUUCCACCAGAUCGAACAGUUGCAGUAGGUCCUGGAGCUAAAGAUUUUAUUACCGAGCUCUCUGUGAAAGUUCUCCAUAAUGCUAGACAUGAUGUGAAGAAUUGGAAGGGAGUUCCUGAUCUAGCAAAGAAUAGAAUUGUUGCUUAUAUGCUGGACACCUUUCAGCUUUCGAACAUACAACACAAUCGUGAUACCAUUCUUCAAACAGCAAAAAAUUUAUAUCAAUAUCGUCGGAGCAGACAUCAUGAUCACUUUAAGAAAUUUUCUACAAAAGAGGAGAGUCUACAAAAUAUACCAACAGAUGGUAAUGAAACUGAAUGGAAAUUCUUGGUAGACUACUUCAGCUCUGAUGAAUUUAAGAAAAUGAGUGAAAGAAACAAAAUAACAAGGCAAAACAAGAAGUGAAUCAUAUUUGCUGGA